UCUUACGAACCUAUUAUUCACAUUAAAAAGUCAUACAUAUAUAUUAAAGAACAAAUAGAUCUCAUAAAUAAAUAAAUCAUCCGAUUUGGUCACGAUCUCAUAUCAUCCACAGCCCGAAAUGCCGUAGAAUAAAAUGUCUCCAAUAGAAAAAAGCCACGUGGACAAAUAUGUUCAAAAUUAAAGUUGAUAGUAAAUUCCAUACAAAAAAAUAAUCCAGAGAAGCAAACAAAAAUUAAAAAAAAAAAAAAAAACUUGAAAAGUAAUUAGCCAUGGCGAAGUGUUUCAAUGCCGAAACCCAAAUCUACUCAUCGCAUAGACCUGCCGUUGACUUUCCCACUGAUCCCAACCUCUCGUUGACCUCCUUCCUCUUCCGAUCCACCGCCUCUUACCCAAACAGAACCGCUCUCAUCGACGCCGAUUCCGGCCAAACCCUAACCUUUCUCCAACUCAAGACCCUAGUCUCCAACCUCGCCCACUCCUUGAUCAAGCUCAACAUCAAGAAAAACGACGUCGUUCUAAUCUUCGCCCCCAAUUCAAUUCAUUUCCCGGUGUGUUUCUUCUCCGUCGCCUCUCUCGGCGCCAUAACCACCACCUGCAACCCUUCCUACACUUGGACAGAGCUCUCCAACCAAGCCAAGGACUGCAAUCCAACUCUCGUCAUAACCGUCCCGGAAUUAUGGGAAAAGGCGAGAAACCUCAAUCUGCCUGCGAUAAUUCUACCUUCUCAGUCGAAUUUGAACUUACAUUGCUUCAACGCCGAAAUCUGGUUCUACUCCGAUUUGAUCAGAAAAUCGAACCGAUUCUCAGAACUCCCGAUCAGUGACGUCAGACAAUCCGACGUGGCGGGGCUUCUUUACUCGUCGGGGACGACGGGGAAGAGCAAAGGGGUGGUUCUGAGCCAUAAGAACUUCAUAAGGACGUCGUUAAUGGUGACUUCAGAUCAGGAUCGGUACGGAGAGGGACAAAACAUGUGCUUGUGUUUCUUGCCGAUGUUUCAUAUAUUUGGGCUUUCGGUGAUCGUUUACGCACAGCUGAGACGAGGGAACGGAGUGGUUUCGAUGGGGAAGUUUGAGUUAGAGAGUUGUUUGAGGGGUGUGGAGAUGUACAGAGUGAGUCAUUUCUUUGUGGUUCCGCCAGUGAUGAUUGCUUUGGCCAAAGAGAGUGUUGUGGUUGGGAGAUACGACUUGUCGUCUGUGAAGGAAAUUCUCUGUGGGGCAGCUCCCUUGGGCAAAAAUGUCAUGGAACAGUGCGCUCGGAAUUUUCCUGCUGCUGCUGUUAUUCAGGGUUAUGGAAUGACAGAAACUUGUGGAAUCAUUUCCAUUGAGGACAGUAAGGAAGGGUGUCGAUUUUCUGGUUCAACUGGCAUGCUUGUACCUGGAAUUGAAUCCAAAAUUAUGAAUACUCAAACAUGGAAGCCCCUUCCCCCAAAUCAAGAGGGAGAGAUUUGGCUUCGAGGACCUAAUAUGAUGCAAGGCUACCUAAACAAUCUAGAGGCAACAAAAUCAACCAUAGAUGAACAAGGUUGGGUGAAAACGGGAGAUAUUGGAUACUUUGAUGAAGAAGGGCAACUAUUUGUUGUGGAUAGACUUAAAGAGCUCAUCAAAUGUUAUAGUUUCCAGGUGGCUCCGGCUGAGCUUGAAGCUUUGUUACUUUCUCACUCUGAAAUAUUAGAUGCUGUGGUGAUUCCAUUCCCUGAUGAGAAAGCUGGUGAGGUCCCAAUUGCAUAUGUUGUUCGCUCACCCAAUUCUUCUCUAUCGGAAGAAGAUGUUCAAAGAUUUAUUGAGAAACAGGUUGCACCAUACAAAAAAUUGAGGAGAGUAACAUUUGUAAGCAGUGUACCCAAGUCACCUGCAGGAAAGAUUUUGAGGAGAGAGCUCAUUCAGAAUGUCCGAUCCAAAUUAUGAAACUUGGGCCAUUUCAUUGGGCCUAUGAUUCCGUUGAAACAUGGGCCAUAAUCACCACCCUUUAAGAGCUCAUUACUUUACUCCAAAUGGAGCAUCUUUUGACAUUUAUCAAAACAAAAAUUAAGAAUUUUCAUUUUUAUUGUUUUUUUUCGCAGUUUACAAAAAUAUGGUUUAUUUUCCAAAAAAAAUUAUUUUGUGGGAAAACUAAAAAAAAAAGGGUUUAAAAUAACAGUUUAGGUAACGGGGUAAUCAUUUACCUUAUACUAUUUUUCUUCCCAAUAAAUAAUUUUUUUUGAGAAAAAAAGCCUUAUUUUUGUACACAUUGUAUAAAAACUCAUAAAAUGUGUAAUUUUCAUAAAAUUAAAUUAAUAAAAUAAAACCAAAUAAGAACUAUGAAGUACUA
Molecule: messenger RNA, 2307 nt
Organism: Cannabis sativa
Lineage: Eukaryota; Viridiplantae; Streptophyta; Magnoliopsida; Rosales; Cannabaceae
Product: probable CoA ligase CCL10
Exons: 6
Coding region: 270-1904 (544 amino acids)
Molecular function (GO): CoA-ligase activity
Source: RefSeq, a predicted model, not a curated record